Molecule: messenger RNA, 1341 nt
Organism: Xiphophorus maculatus (southern platyfish)
Lineage: Eukaryota; Metazoa; Chordata; Actinopteri; Cyprinodontiformes; Poeciliidae
Exons: 6
Coding region: 43-1068 (341 amino acids)
Biological process (GO): response to bacterium
Source: RefSeq, a predicted model, not a curated record
UCAUGUCCACCACGAACCACAAACAAGUCUCACUCCAUCAGGAUGAUGCACAUGUGGAUUGUUUUGAUUUUUCUGGAUCAAGGAGAUUCACUGAUUUCAGUGACCACAGGCCAACUAGGUGAACCAGUAACCUUUACUUGUUCGCUUUCUGAUUCGGACUACAGUAACACUCGAGUAAAGUGGUAUAAACAGACUAAUGGAGAUACUCUAAGAUUGAUAACAAUCCUGAUGAAGGGAAAUACCCAGUCAUUAUUUGAGAAAGGGUUUUCUCCCUCACGGUUUUCUGCAAACUAUACCACAUUCAAGAGCACGUUGACUAUCCUCAAAACCUUUAAAGAAGAUGAAGCCCUGUAUCACUGUGCAGUAUCUACCUGGAAUACAGAUGAGUGGUCUGGGACUUAUUUGUCUUUGAAAGACAUAAAUACAAGACCAUUAAACUACAGUGUUGUUCAGUGGCCAACAGUAUCAGCCCCACUUCAGCCUGGGGACUCUGUUACCCUCCAGUGUUCAGUCCUACCUCAUUCCCAGACUGGAUCCUGUCCAAAUGAACGCAGGGUGUCCUGGUUUGGAGUCAGAAAAGACACUUUCCGUGGAAGCAUCAUCUACACAGAUCAAAAUGCAUCUUACAAUUGUGACAAGAAACCUGACACAUCAUCAGAUUCUAAAAGAUGUGUUUAUCACUUCUCAAAGAAUGUCAACUCUGAUGAUAGUGGGACUUACUACUGUGCACUGGCCAUGUGUGGGGAGAUUAUAUUUGGAAAUGGAACCAAACUUGAAAUUGAAGUCAAAGACGGCUACAGGUGGCCAAAUUAUGGCGUGCUUCUGAUGUGUACUCUUGUGGCUGUAAGUGGGUUUGCCGUUGUUAUUACCAUUAUCAGGACAAAAGGGGAUUUCUGGAAAGUUGAUAAUUGUCUACAAGAAAAAGUUGAAAAGCAGAAACUAAAGAAAGAAGAGGACACACGUAUUUACUCUACUGUUGUCUUUGGUAUAAUAAAAAAUACAAGUCAAGAAGGAAAAGAUGAAAAAGCAGUAAAGAGGGAGAAAAUCUAUGGCGCUCUAAAACCAUAGCACGGAGUUAGCUUUUGAAAUACUGAUCUGUCCAGGCGAGCGGAGAUAGCUUUUGAAGUCAAACUGAAUAUUUUAAAAGACCCAUUCUCAUAAAACUGAUGGAGGAGAAUGUGCCAAUUGUGAAAGCAAGAAAAUGGAUCAAAUACUGAUAACCCUGUUUCCUGUUUUGUCUUCCUGUUUUUUUUUCCCUGUUUUAGAAAAGUGAAACCAUAAAGAAGAAAUCUUCUGCUCUCUGUUUGUUAUCAAAGUAUUAAAUAAAAUUUGAUCAAAGUU